Punctularia strigosozonata HHB-11173 SS5 is the source of this 798-nucleotide messenger RNA. RefSeq lists its product as uncharacterized. The record is from RefSeq and is a predicted model, not a curated record. The transcript is spliced from 8 exons. NCBI's taxonomy places the organism in Eukaryota, Fungi, Basidiomycota, Agaricomycetes, Corticiales, Punctulariaceae. Gene Ontology annotation, cellular component: nucleus. The annotation marks the transcript as partial.
ACCGUCAUCGAUGCUCCCGCCGUUCCCUCCACACCGUCCCGCUCUCCGAAAAAGGGCUCAAGUAGUGCAGGACGGACACCAAAACGGAUGUCGAAGAAAGCCGAAGCGGAAGCCAAGGCGGCUCGGCUUGCCACGUACGCCAAUGACCUCUUCAGCGAUCUGAACAGGUCAGUUUUCGACAACGGGCUACCGAAAGAGACAACUCUCGUUUGGAACAAAAGGCUGCUUAGUACGGCAGGGAAAGCCAGCUGGCAUAGGCGAGUUUUCAGGCAUAGAUCAGGUAAAGAGACCACGAAGAUCGAAUUGGCUACAAAGGUCUUGGACUGCGAAGAGCGUAUUCGCCAUACCCUCGCCCACGAGAUGUGUCAUUUAGCUUCAUGGACCAUCAGCGGUCAGCCAAAAGAAGGGCAUGGAAAGAUAUUCAAAUCAUGGGCGGUGAAGGUAAUGAGGAAGAGGCCGGAGAUCGAAGUAUCGACGCGGCACUCCUAUGUGAUCAGCCAUCCAUACGAAUGGAAAUGCACCGAGUGUUCCAAGAUAUAUGGCCGGUUUGCCAAGACAAUUGAUGUCAACGUUCACAUGUGCGGCGCCUGCAAGAAGGGAAGGCUGGUCGCGAUGUUCACCACGAGGACAACGAAGGCCGCGAAAGAGUCAGCGGUAAGCCGGAUGGGUGCGGAUCAGCCACGAGGUAAACGUCCAUGUAUCCGAAGUAUACCAGCGUCAUACUCAAUCAUGACUUUCAGACUCGCCUCGCCGUCCGGCCCAAAUCUCGAUGGAGUUCAUUGGAUUAGACUCCGAUGA